Entelurus aequoreus (snake pipefish) is the source of this 1119-nucleotide messenger RNA. It is a transcript of the gene yaf2, whose product is annotated as YY1 associated factor 2. Lineage: Eukaryota; Metazoa; Chordata; Actinopteri; Syngnathiformes; Syngnathidae. Gene Ontology annotation, molecular function: transcription coregulator activity; DNA binding. Gene Ontology annotation, biological process: positive regulation of DNA-templated transcription. The transcript has 4 exons. Gene Ontology annotation, cellular component: nucleus. The coding region runs from base 231 to 794 and encodes 187 amino acids. The record is from RefSeq and is a predicted model, not a curated record.
GCGCUGUGGAGCCACAAUGGGGAAGGCCAGCCUCCGGAAGUAACGCCGCCCGUGAUUGGAGCAGCCACGUCACGUGACCGGCUUUACAGCGGAGUUUCCACGACAGCUGGAAGCCGAGCGAGCGGCAAAAGGGCGCAUCGCUUCUUCUUCUUCUUCUUCUGGGAAACACUCGCGACCAACCAGGCUUCUGCUCGUCUCGGCAACCCCCUCCAGAGACACCCUGGUCUGGCAUGGGCGACAAGAGGAGUCCCACAAGGCCGAAGCGUCAACCGAAGCCCUCCUCCGACGAGGGGUUUUGGGACUGCAGCGUGUGCACGUACAAGAACACAGCAGAGGCUUUUAAGUGCAUGAUGUGUGAUGUCAGGAAAGGGACAUCAACAAGGAAACCACGCCCAGUCUCCCAGCUCGUCUCGCAACAGCAGGCCACUCAGCAGUUCGUGUUACCCCCGCAGCCCAAAAAGGAAAAGAAGGAGCGCGUGGAGCGAGAGAAGAGCGACAAGGAGCCGGCGCUCAAGAGGAACAGCCACAAGAAGAUGCGGCCCAGGUUAAAAAACAUCGACCGCAGCAGCGCCCAGCACCUGGAGGUGACGGUCGGCGACCUGACGGUCAUCAUCACGGACUUUAAGGAGAAGGCCAAGCCCUCGUCCACGUCGGCGUCCUCGUCCUCCAGCGCCGCCUCCGCCGCCGACCACCACAGCCAGAACGGCUCCAGCUCGGAAGCCACGGAGAAGGGGCUCUCUCGCUCGUCCUCGCCCCGCGGGGAGGGCAGCUCGGUGAACGGGGAGUCCCACUGAGUCCGCCCCGCCGAGCUCGUGUUUCGGCGGCACGCAGAAGACUCUGCGCUCCACUUGACACUCCCCACUUUGAGAGGAUCCCGACACGGGAUGCGAAGCUUCCUCACAGACAGCGAGCAGCCUUUUCACAGGACUGCGAUACACACGGAGACAAGCUUCGGACAGCGGGGACAUCUCAAGGGAUGCACCAGCUUAUAUUUUCUUCAUCGCAGCGUCCAGCCUGUCCGUCAUCUCUUUUUUGGGGGCACAAUUCCAUAAAGACUGCAGAAUAUUGCUCCACUUUGUUCCGACAGAAGUUUUUGGAUUAAAGCCCACUUUUAGGGAA